GGGUUCUACGCUCGACGCCCAAUUUCAGGCGUAUAGGUGCACCCCAAAACAGGCAGACCCCAACACCAUCGCCUAGCCUACACAUGAAUGAAAGCUCCCAAUGCUGAACAUGUCCUCUCCCACUGACCUCAAGUCUCCUUGCGUAACGCGGAACGGCAUGGUCAAGCUGCCCCCCCAGCCCAAUGGCCUAGGCUCUGCCAGUAUCACCAAAGGGACUCCCGCUGCCAAGAACCGCCUGUGCCAGUCCUCCUCGGUACCCACCAUCCUGCCUCCACCCAGCCUGCCCUACCACCUGGAGCCCCUGCCCACGGCGGCCUCGCUGCUGGGGCCAGACCUGGACACUAGCCCCCUGACGGCCAUGAAGCCGCCGCUGCGGCAGUUCCCCCUGAAGCCCCUGAUGGAGCGGCAAUUGGUGCUGGACGAGAAGGUGCUCAACCGGUUGCUGUGGUACUUCACCACGACCGAGAAGUGCAUCCUGGCCCAGGUGUGCAAGACGUGGCGGAAAGUGCUCUACCAGCCCAAGUUCUGGGAGGGCGUGACGCCCAUCCUGCACGCCAAGGAACUGUACACGCUCCUGCCCAGCGGGGAGAAGGAGUUUGUCAGUUUGCAGGCGUUUGCGCUGCGGGGCUUCCAGUCCUUUUGUUUGGUGGGAGUCUCCGACUUGGACAUUUGCGAGUUCAUCGACAACUAUCCCCUGUCGAAGAAAGGCGUUAAGUCUGUCAGCCUGAAGAGGUCAACCAUCACGGAUGCAGGGCUCGAGGUGAUGCUGGAACAGAUGCAGGGCCUGAUGCACCUGGAGCUGUCGGGCUGUAAUGACUUCACCGAGGCGGGCCUGUGGUCGAGCCUGAACGCACGGCUCACCUCGCUCAGCGUCAGCGACUGCAUCAAUGUGGCAGACGACGCCAUCGCCGCCAUCUCCCAGCUGCUGCCCAACCUGUCCGAGUUGAGCCUGCAGGCCUACCACGUCACGGACACGGCCAUGGCCUACUUCACCGCCAAGCAGGGCUAUACCACCCACACGCUGCGACUGCACUCCUGCUGGGAGAUCACCAACCACGGCGUAGUCAACAUGGUGCACAGCCUGCCAAAUCUGACCGCACUGAGCCUGUCCGGCUGCUCCAAGAUCACGGACGACGGCGUGGAGCUGGUGGCGGAGAACCUGCGCAAGCUGCGCAGCUUGGACCUGAGCUGGUGUCCGCGCAUCACCGACAUGGCGCUCGAGUACAUCGCCUGCGACCUGCACAAGCUGGAGGAGCUCGUGCUCGACCGGUGUGUGCGGAUCACUGACACUGGAUUAGGCUACCUGUCCACCAUGUCUUCUCUGCGGAGUCUCUACCUGCGUUGGUGCUGUCAGGUUCAGGACUUUGGCUUACAGCAUCUCUUCGGUAUGAGAAGCCUGAGGCUGCUCUCCCUAGCCGGCUGCCCCCUGCUGACCACCAACGGCCUCUCAGGCCUGAUCCAGCUGCAGGACCUGGAGGAGCUGGAGCUGACCAACUGUCCGGGGGCCACGGCCGAGCUCUUCAAGUACUACUCCCAGCACCUGCCCCGCUGCAUGGUCAUCGAGUAGCCACCGGGGGGCAGCGGAGAGCGCCGGUAGAGGCAGCACACCACCACAUCACCAAACUCCUUCUCUCCUUCAGUUUGAAAGAAAAUUUAAAAAAACGACAAGACGACUUAAACUGAACUUCAUCCAGGACCCUAGGGGGCAGUGAACAACAUAAAAAAAAGGGAAUGCGAAAAAUAAGCAAGGGUCUUGCGUUGACGGAUGGAAGCGUGCGCAGAGAAAUGACGAGACGGCGACAGAGACGAGACGAGACGAGACAAGGAGCGGGGAAAAAGCAAUGGCCUCAACAGACAUGCGCAAAAGGGAUGAUAUGUGUGUGUAUAGAACAUGUGACAAUUCGUUCCUGAGUCUAGAUUUUCAUUUUCGACCACUGGAUAGACACAACAGGCGUUACGUGCUCACACAGGCAUUGUACACUCAAAAACACAUUAACGUCAGCUGAAAUAACACGAAACGCCAACAACAAUAACACACACAUGUGAACUCCAUGGAACUCUUGAGUCCUAACUUUGGUGUUCCACCAUCCGGUGUU
Messenger RNA from Sardina pilchardus (European sardine), 2096 nucleotides. It is a transcript of the gene fbxl16, whose product is annotated as F-box and leucine-rich repeat protein 16. The coding region runs from base 101 to 1567 and encodes 488 amino acids. The record is from RefSeq and is a predicted model, not a curated record. NCBI's taxonomy places the organism in Eukaryota, Metazoa, Chordata, Actinopteri, Clupeiformes, Clupeidae. Gene Ontology annotation, cellular component: SCF ubiquitin ligase complex. Gene Ontology annotation, biological process: SCF-dependent proteasomal ubiquitin-dependent protein catabolic process. Gene Ontology annotation, molecular function: protein binding. The transcript is spliced from 7 exons.